Etheostoma cragini (Arkansas darter) is the source of this 1417-nucleotide messenger RNA. RefSeq names its product stress-associated endoplasmic reticulum protein family member 2 (gene serp2). The record is from RefSeq and is a predicted model, not a curated record. Gene Ontology annotation, biological process: endoplasmic reticulum unfolded protein response. NCBI's taxonomy places the organism in Eukaryota, Metazoa, Chordata, Actinopteri, Perciformes, Percidae. Bases 122 to 319 code for a protein of 65 amino acids. The transcript is spliced from 3 exons. Gene Ontology annotation, cellular component: endoplasmic reticulum.
UGCCUCACACAUCCGGUGUGGUUGUGUCAUCUAGCUUGAUGCAGGGGUGCUGUCGACAGCCUGCAGCUUCAGCAAAUAAAGCAGACUAUUUUAUCCCGGGUAUUUAUAAUCGUUCCGGAAGAUGGUGGCUAAACAGAGGAUCCGCAUGGCCAACGAGAAACACAGCAAGAACAUCACGCAGAGAGGAAACGUAGCCAAGACGCUGCGACCACAAGAGGAGAAGUAUCCUGUGGGUCCCUGGCUGCUUGCCCUCUUUGUAUUUGUUGUGUGUGGAUCAGCCAUAUUUCAGAUCAUCCAGAGCAUCCGAAUGGGGAUGUGAUGCAGAAGAAGCGUCCGGACUCCCGCACCCCCCCUCAUGCCUUCACUGAGCCUGGCUAGCCUGCACCUGCACACCCCUGACCCCUUCCAGAGGCCCAGAGACUGACGCCAAAGCUUCGGAUCCAGCAGACCUCAGAGAGAGAAGCUUCCCCAACCACUGCCUCCACCAACCCCUCCUGGGGACAUCUGCCUACCCUCGAUCAGCGUUUACAGUGUUGCAGUCUCUGGUACAGACAACUUUUCUAUUGACAGUCUAAAACCACGCCGGCUGGACAACGUUUGUGUGUCUCAUUGCUCCCUUGGCACCUGUGUGUUUGUGUGUGUGUGUGUGUGUUUGAAGUUGUGACUGCUGAUUUGAGAGUGUGUGUGGCCAGUGACUCCUGCUGACAAUGUGCCAUAUCGGUCUGUUCAAGUAUUCGUCUGUGUUAUGUGAGAAGAAUCUUUUUUCAAAUAAAUGUCCAACAUUUAGGAAGCACCCAGUUUUACUUCUGAUUUGUAAUAAUACACACCCACACACACCAAGUAUUGCAAACAAGUUAUAUUGUCUGCAUUUCAGUGGUGCAAAAUUACAGAGAAACCUCCAAAGAAAUGGUGAGGCAUUUAAGAGUUACCUAUUGAUUUUGUUUUUUAGUUGAACCUUAAAAUUAAUCUAUGAACUUCCAUCCUCUUGUAGCAGCUUCAACCCAGACACCACUUGGCUGUGGCUUUUACCUCACUGCAAACAGGAGGAUUCACCAACAGACAGGUUCAAUAACGCCCUGAAGCAGAGGACAAUGCACACCAUGCAUGUACAAAGCAGCAUAACUCCACACGUGAUGGGAUUUUCAUAGAGACAAACUGUCAGCACUUGGGAGGCUUGGUGCACAUUUGCACUGUCGCAUCCAAUAGACUGACCGAGCUCAGCAGCCAUUAGAGAGAAUAAGAAAGAGAUGGUGACCAGGUGGUUAUUCUUCCUUAAGCACGUUUAUUGAAAGUUGUGAAGUGCAGCUGUCGAGUGCAAUUGUGGUAUGUAUGUUACAAUAUCUCAUCCGGUCUUAGCAGAAACAUGCACAGAACAUGAGAAUACAACUGAUACAGAUAAUGAAAAAAAAAAAAAAAA